CUUAGAAUUUUUUGGUCCUGUGAUAAUUCUUCUCAAAUCGAGGAGCACGAACUGGGCGGUCUCCAAUGGAGAAAGAGGACUCCUCUGUGCCUCAAUCUGCCAGGAGAGAAGAUUUCGGAAAAUUUCAGCACGGAUGCGAGCAUUACAGGAGACGAUGCAGAAUCCGAGCCCCAUGCUGCGACCGAAUCUUUACCUGUCGCCAUUGCCACAACGAGGCCAUGAGCUCGCUGAGCAAUCCGAAGGACCGUCAUGAACUUGUUCGGCAGGACGUUAGACAAGUGGUUUGCUUGAUUUGCAAUACAGAGCAAGAGGUUGCCAAGGUUUGUCGAAAGUGUAAUGUUAAUAUGGGAGAAUACUUUUGCGACAUCUGCAAAUUCUUUGAUGAUGAUACCAAGAAGAAGCAGUUUCAUUGUGAUGCAUGUGGUAUCUGUAGAGUUGGUGGCCGAGAGAAUUUCUUUCACUGUGAAAAAUGUGGAUCUUGCUAUUCCACUCCUCUGCGUGAUAACCACUUGUGUGUUGAGAAUUCAAUGAAAAGUUUUUGCCCUAUCUGUUAUGAGUUUCUUUUUGACUCAAUAAAAGACACAACUGUUAUGCGCUGCGGUCACACAAUACAUUUGGAUUGUUUCAGGGAGAUGGAAUCGCAGAAUCAAUACCGUUGUCCUAUCUGCUCGAAGACAGUUAUGGACAUGUCUGCAAGCUGGGCAUUGCUGAAAAUGGAGAUUGACUGCACACCAAUGCCUGAAGAAUACAGCCAUGAGGUAUCGAUUCUCUGCAACGACUGCAGCCAUACGAGCAAAGUUCGUUUUCACAUUUUGGGACACAAGUGCAGUCAGUGCAAUUCAUUCAAUACUAGGAGGAUUUCUACUGGAGAUCAUUAAUGAAAACUGAAGGUAAACAACAAAUAUGGGGCUCUCUUAAUCUUAACAAUUAGGUUUUUUGUUGAAAGUUUGAUUAUUGGAGUCAUUUGAUCCAUUUAGGAAGUCAACCCGUUUUGUUCAGAGGCUGACUAAGAUUGGCUAAACCCAUGAAGGGAAGUUUAUAGUGCAACAUGAAGUGAAAUGGUGUUAUCUUCAUUAGGAAGAAUCCCAGAUUUUUUUUUUCUUUCAUUGUAUCAUUUAAUAUUCAUAUUGAAAAAAUAUUAUAUCAUAUUAGAUACCUUAUGCCGAUGUGAGUAUAUCAUAAAUCUUAAUGAA
This is a messenger RNA of Momordica charantia (bitter melon), 1193 nucleotides long. RefSeq names its product E3 ubiquitin-protein ligase MIEL1. Gene Ontology annotation, molecular function: ubiquitin protein ligase activity; zinc ion binding. The record is from RefSeq and is a predicted model, not a curated record. Gene Ontology annotation, biological process: ubiquitin-dependent protein catabolic process; protein ubiquitination. Gene Ontology annotation, cellular component: nucleus. NCBI's taxonomy places the organism in Eukaryota, Viridiplantae, Streptophyta, Magnoliopsida, Cucurbitales, Cucurbitaceae.